AUGAUCAAGGAAGCUCUUUCUGACUAUUCUUUGUACAGUCAUCUGUUGUAUGAGACUGGCGGUUCCCUCUUUGCACGUCCUUGGGCGAGCACGUUAGCUGUCCCUGGCAUUGCGGCUAUGAUGUGGUCCGAGUCGACAAUGUUGGCCACACGGCAGCUGUCACGUUUCCUAUCAGGGAAGAUGAGUGGAUUUGCGUUUUCACAGCCGAAUUUGUUCAAGAAGAUGGUCGAGAAAUUACCCGCAGAUUUCACCUUGGUACAUUUGGCAUUAUCUCAUGACGGUUCUUUGCACCUAAUCAAGUUGCACCAAGAUCGCGAGCCUAUAAUCGUACCCCUUGCGCCGAAGUCGAAGAAAACUCAAGAACAUGCUGUUUGGGGAAGGUCACAAGUGACGCGAAAGGCAUUCUGGGUGGCAAGACGAGCGGUCGAUGCUGAAUUGAAGGCGAUCAUUCCUCGUGUACAGGACAUUCUACUUGGACCAGCUGCUCCUCUUCUGCUUCCUUCAAAGAGCCUCAAUCGUAGUGGAGUUACUGUUGCCAAGUCGCUCGUUUCUGCUUCUCAAUCGCCGUCUGGUGGGCAACUGCCAUUAUCUUUUGCCAAGGAGUUGGUUUCUCUUUCCACAAAUCUGGAAAAGGCCGAGUGGGUACGUGUAGUUGAGAGAAUGUGUGAUGUUGCUGGAGUAUCGUCUCAAAAGGAAGCGGUGCAAGAGUUGUACGCAAAAACGAGAGCGGCUAUGGCGAAAGGUGGCUUCUCGUCGGAUAUUGCUCCAUUAUAUACUUUCUUGAUAAUCUGUCCGGAUUUAACUACGUUCCCAUGGGAAGUGAUGCCGAUAUUUUGCGACAGUCCUUAUGUGGCUCGUAUCCCAUCAGUACAUGCUUUGUUUCAAACUCUUCGCAAAAGUUCUCAGGUACCAGUCGAAGUGAAUGUUCAUAAUGCGUUCUAUGUGCUUGACCCUGACAACAAUCUGGGUGACACAAGAAGACGUAUCACGGACUAUGUGUCAAAGUUCGGCUGGGAAGGGGUUGUGGGCAAAAUUCCUUCUGUUACAGAAGUCACCGAGGCUCUGUCACAAAGGGAUGUCUUUUUCUAUAUGGGCCAUGGAAGUGGUUCGAGGUACUUUAGUCGACGUAUGAUCUGUGAAAAUACGGUCAAUGCUGUGAGUGUGCUGAUGGGCUGUGGAAGUGUUCGCUUGACGCCCUAUGGUUGGGGAAUGGAUGGUAAAAGCUCCGUCUAUGAUUACACUGUUGCACAAUGCCCAUCAAUAGUUGGAUGUUUGUGGACGGUAACGGAUGGAGAGAUCGACCGAUAUUUCAUGGCGCUUGUGGAUUUGUGCUUCUCAUCUGAUGCGAAUCGCACGUUGACCGGAACCGACGGGACCGAUAGUCGUCUUCGAGUCCUCGUUGAGGCAAUGCAUCGAGCUAAAUCCCGAUGCAAAUUACCAUACCUUACGGGGGCGUCGGUUGUUUCGUAUGGUAUUCCGGUAAUUGCCAUGGAAUAG
Molecule: messenger RNA, 1497 nt
Organism: Ostertagia ostertagi
Lineage: Eukaryota; Metazoa; Nematoda; Chromadorea; Rhabditida; Trichostrongylidae
Source: the annotation of a GenBank genome assembly